Eremothecium sinecaudum is the source of this 3456-nucleotide messenger RNA. RefSeq names its product poly(A)-specific ribonuclease (gene PAN2). NCBI's taxonomy places the organism in Eukaryota, Fungi, Ascomycota, Saccharomycetes, Saccharomycetales, Saccharomycetaceae. Gene Ontology annotation, biological process: nuclear-transcribed mRNA poly(A) tail shortening; mRNA processing. Gene Ontology annotation, cellular component: P-body; PAN complex. The coding region runs from base 1 to 3456 and encodes 1151 amino acids. The record is from RefSeq and is a predicted model, not a curated record. The transcript has a single exon. Gene Ontology annotation, molecular function: nucleic acid binding; poly(A)-specific ribonuclease activity; protein binding.
AUGAACAAUUGGCAGUUAUCUUACCAGUCUCCAGUCGAUUUGACAGAUCAUUUGAAGAAACCUUAUUGGUCAUACGAUAAUGCGGAUAAAAAUGUUACUAGGAUAGUUUAUGAUAGUGAGGUUAAUUUAUUAUGGACGGGUGAUACUUAUGGUCGUGUGUCGUCAUAUGAUCCUUCAUAUUCGUUGUAUACACGACAUACUGCUCAUGUAGGGCAGGUCCCAGUUGUUGAUUUAUUGAGUCAUAAGCAAGGUGUUAUUUCUUUAGGAGCAGAUUCUUUAAACUUUACGAAUCGCAGAAGUGUUACUAAAUUGAACCUGACUGCGGCAGAUAUUCCGCAAAUGAGCGAUAUGAAAUCGAUGUGUUUUAUUAAUCCGAGCCAAAAUCAUGUUUUAUGUGGCGGUGGGAAUGUUGCAAGUGGUAUUAUUGAUAUAGAUUUGGUCAAGGGUCGUUUAUGUAAUACUAUACCAUAUCCGUCGAAAGUAAAGCUGAUGAAAUCAAGUCCGAGAACGGUUGUAGUAUCGAAAGUGUUUGGUACCACAGAUCUUAUUGAUCCAAAUAGUAAUAAGGUUGUGAGGAGUUUGUCUGGGCAUUCCUCGGUGGUGAGCUCUAUGGAUAUUCAGGAUUACACACUUGUAACGGCCGGUAAAUCCAAGCGCUUCAAUAUGCAAUAUCCUGAUCAAUUUGUGAACGUUUAUGAUCUACGUAUUAUGAAACAGUUGCCCCCGAUAUCUUUUUCUAAAGCUAACGAUUUCAUGGGCACGGGUUAUUCUAUUGGUGCUGAUUUUGUGCAAUUGCACCCUAUAUUGCCAACUGUGGUUGCAAUUGCAUCUGUAACAGGCGUUUUUGACUUUGUAGAUCUGGCAAAUCCUACUGCUCGUAGUCAGUACUGUCAUCCAUGCCAGUCCAUAACUCAGUUUGAGCUAUCUCCUAGUGGUGACUACAUUGCGUUCAUUGAACAUGACAAUAAUAUCAAUAUGUGGACCAGGUCAAACGGAACGACUGGUUUUACAAGCUCUGCAGCUAUCAUACUAGAAUAUCCAGAUUUUCCGGAUGAUGGGAUCCUCCCCAAUCAUAUUCCGGUAGAUAAUUAUGACUAUCCAUUGAGCAGUGUGGGUUUGCCGUACUUUAGUGAGAAGCUUCUGUCGGCAUGGCAUCAAACAGUGUUUCGAAGCGAUGGUACAAUACCAAUCAACACUGAAAAGUUCUUCGGUAACGCAACUGCGUAUUCUAGUGUUAAUUCUCGACCAUCCUCAACCCGUUCAGUAGCCAUAAGUGCUAUGUAUAACAAAUAUCCGAUGUAUCCAUACGAUAGAUUGAAGUUAGGAACAAGGAACCUUGCUGCACCUUACAGAAGUUUACGGGAACGUAAAAAGAAGCUUCUCAUUACAGAUGAAGACUGCACUGAUAAGCAAGAGCUCAUGAACUAUAGACCUUAUCACGAGAGGGAGGUCCCCCCGGCUUUUACCAAACUGCAAAUGAUAUACGGUAGAUUUGGAGUUCAAGAUUUCGACUUUCAGGCAUUUAAUAACACAAAAUUCUCAGGCUUAGAAAAUGACAUUGAUAAUUCGUAUACCAACGCAAUUCUGCAAGUAUAUCGUUUUGUGCCAGAGUUGUAUAACUUCCUGGUUAGCUGCCUUAAGCAAGAAAAUUUCAGCGAUUGUUCACUUUUAACAGAACUUGGUGCUCUAUAUGAUAUGAUGGUUUGUGCCAACGGUGAAGUUUGUCGUUCCAGUAACUUCCAAGAUGCUUUGGCAUCGAUAUUAAAAGACAAGCAGUUAGGCUUACUAACCGAUACGUUGCCAGAUAUGUCAUAUGUGGCUAAUAAUCGUUCUUCUAGUGCUCCCUCGACGCCAAAUUAUGUUCCUUCACUUGCUGGCCGACUGGAAAAUAUGUUAAUUGGCGAAGAUCAGGGAAAUAGCAACAUACAGGAUGAUAAUGAACUGGCCCUCACAAUCCCGCAAAAAUUCAAUAACUUCUUAUUAAGUAGGUUGUUGUUUGAAGAGGUCCAACUAAAAAUCAAUACAACUCAGAGUAUAGUGCUUGAGGAGCUAUUUGGUAUUGACAUACAAACAACCUCUAGGUCCUUGUCAUCUUGUGCCUGCUUCUCUCGUGAAUCUGACCUAUUACCAACACUAACAGUGACGAGUCCGAUGUCCAAUAAUAUCAAAUAUGUCAACAAGAAACUCAAUAACCAAACUAUUCUACCGUACAUUGAAUCUUCAAUGAGUAGGAUAAAGCAUUUUAAAUCUAUGUGUGAAAAGUGCUUUAAAAAUGAGGUUCUUGAGCGCGAAAAAAAUGUACGCAAUCUCCCACCAUUAUUAUCCUUGAACAUUGCUUUGUCCUCAGAAGAAUGGUCCACAGCUAAAACGGUAAGAUCUUGGUUAGCGAAAGAAUUUUAUGCUACUAUAUCCAAGGAUAGACCUAUUUUAAAGUUACAGCCUACGGACCUGAAAACGACGAACGCAAUUUUUAAGUACGAACUAAAUGGAUAUGUUGCUCGUAUUCAAGAUUACAUUUCCGAGUCUCACCUGGUAACAUAUUGUAAAGUUUUUGACCCAAAAAAUAGAAUCUACAAAUGGUAUAUGUUUAAUGAUUUCUUGGUUCAGGAAGUCGAUGAGGAUGAGGCUUUAAACAUAUCUUACUGGUGGAAAACACCUGAAAUCGCGUUAUAUUCUGAUGCAGAGGAGUUGAGGAAACCUUUUGUUCCGGCAAGCUUUUACUCCAUAAAUCAUAAUAUAUUAUAUCGGGAUCAUUUUGCGAAUGAGAUCAAAAACAGUAUAAAACGUGAAUAUCAAUUAUUAACCAAUGAUGAAGCCCCUACACCAGGCUCUUUGGUGGCAUUGGAUGCUGAAUUUGUUGUUCUAACUGAAGACCAAUUUGAAAUUUCAUGCAAAGGUGUCAAAACUCUUAUCAAACCGGCGAAAACUGCUUUGGCAAGAGUUUCGGUCCUAAGAAGCUGUGGUGACAAAGCUGGAGUUCCUUUCAUCGAUGACUAUGUCGUUAACACCAAUCAUAUUGAAGAUUACUUGACUAAAUACAGUGGUAUUGAACCAGGUGAUUUAGAUCCUCAAACUAGCGACAAACCAUUAGUGACAAGAAGGGUUGUCUUGCGGAAAAUAUGGCUGUUGUUACAGCUAGGAUGUGUCUUUGUAGGACAUGGGCUAUUCAAUGAUUUUAGAAAUAUCAAUAUACACGUUCCCAAAGAGCAAACAAGAGAUACCGCAUGUUAUUAUUUGCAAGGUAGAAGAUACCUAUCUUUAAGAUACCUCGCUUACGCCUUAUUAGAUCAGAAUAUACAAAGCGGUAACCAUGACUCAAUUGAAGACGCUCAUACAGCAUUGAUCCUUUAUAGGAAGUAUUUGGAUCUAAAGGAGAAGGGUAUAUUCGAAAAAGUCUUAAAUAGAAUUUACGAGGAAGGAAGAGCUACGAACUAUCGAGUUCCUGGAGAUCUAUAG